AUGGGCGAAAAGCGCAAAAAGCAUCAUGAUAAGGACAAGUACUACAACUUGGCCAAAGAACAAGGAUUGCGGUCUCGUGCCGCGUUCAAGUUGAGUCAAAUCAAUCGCAAAUUUCCCUUUCUUCAAGAUGCUCGCAUCGUAUUGGAUCUGUGUGCCGCUCCCGGUGGAUGGACCCAAAUUGCCGCUCGUACCAUGCCUCGUGCCGAUCAUACCCACAUUGUAGCGGUCGAUAUUCUCCCCAUUCGAUCCUUUCCCGGUUUUCAAGGUCGCAUCACCACAUUGAUUGGAGACAUUACCACGGCCAAAUGCAAAGCGGACAUUAGCAAGACACUCAAGAUCGUUGGUGUAAAUCCAAGUCAAAACAGCAAUAACAACAAAAAGAACGACGCCACGUGUGACUUGGUCUUGCACGAUGGAGCUCCCAAUGUUGGAGCCAGUUACGACAAGGACGCCUACGAACAAAACGAAAUUUCCGUACACGCUCUCAAAUGUGCCACGCAACAUUUGAAAGCCCGCGGUCAUUUUGUCACCAAGGUCUAUCGGAGUCGCGAUUAUGCGUCCUACGUGUGGGUCUGUCAACAAUUGUUUGAAACCGUCACGGCAUUCAAGCCCAAGGCAUCGCGUGCCCAAUCGGCCGAAAUCUUUUUGAUUUGUCAAACAUACAAGGCACCGGAAAAGAUUGAUCCUCGCAUGUUGGAUCCCAAACACAUCUUUGAACAAGUCGAAGGAGAUUCCAGUGGCGCCUUGGCAACCGGGGAUGGUGUGCAUGUCUUUCACAAGGCGUGGGAUCAGAAACGACGACAACGCAAUGGAUACGACAUGACACAUUUCGAUGCGACCAUGAGGCACAUUGAACCCGUGGCCAACUUUAUCAACGCGGCGGGCGUCAAGGAUGCCAUUCUAAUUUUGAGUACUUGUACCGGAUUGGGUUUUACGUGCGAACAGUGUAAACCAGAAAACAACAACAACAAACAACAGCAAGAGUCGUCCUCGUGCAAGUGUCAAUUCUUUUUGCGGCAUCCAUUUACCACACCCGAAACCAAGGAUUGUGUCAGUGAUUUAAAAGUACUCAACAAGGGAGAUUUCAAAGGACUGCUGACUUGGAGAACCAAAAUGCAAGAGGCGUUGCAAGCUGUCAAGGACAUGAAAGAGGACGGUGAUGAUGACAGUGACAGCGAUGAUAGCGACGACGAAUCCGGCAAAGCCGGUGGUGACGAGGAUGACUCGGACAAGGAAGAAGCCGAGAUUCAGGGAGAGAUUGCCGAGCUCCGACAAAAGCGUCUCCGAGAAAAGAAGAAACUAAAGAAAAAGGAGCGAGCUCAAGCCGCCAAGCGACGUCGGCAGGCAGCUCUGGGCAUGGAUUUGAAUGCCAUUGAUGUCCCAGAACAUGAAAAGAUCUUUUCUCUGGCGACAAUCAAUUCCAAAGGGGCGCUCGAGGCGGCCUCGGAAGUCAAUCUGGACAAGGUCACCGAUGCGGAUAUCAUGCCCGAUGAGGGAGAGGAAGAUAUUGUGGUCGACCUGGAUGAAUCCUUGAAAAAGGAGGGAGCCGAAAAGGACGAAAAUACUGGAUACAGCUAUCGGUUGGACGAGGAAAUGGACGAGGCAUAUGAUCGAUACCUGAGCUUGACCAAGGAUGGUCUAGCCAAGAGCGGUACCAAAAUGGCAAAGCGAAAGAAAAAGUCCAAACGUAUCAAUGCCUUGGAGGAAGCAGAAGAAGACGAAGCUCUCUUGCUUAAAACGGAGCAAUCGCUCAGUCACGAUGCCAAAACGUAUGCAGAGAUGUUGUCGGGUCCCAGAGACAGCGAUGACUCGUCGGAUGAUGAUGACAAGGAGAGUGACGACGACGACGAUGAUGGUUUCAAAAGCGAGCCAAUGACGCCAGAGGAGUUUGCUGCCACAAAACGCUCUCUUCAAGCCAAGAAGGAGAAAGAACAGCAAAACAAGAAUCCCCUGAUCCAUACUAUCGGAGAAGAGACAACCUCAGCCAAGACCGCUCGAUGGUUCAGCAAUCCACUGUUUGCCAACAUUGGGCAAAAGGCCGAGUCUGCGGCUGCUCGAGACCAGAAGAAGAAGAAAAGCAAGGACACCCCCAAGCUAAAGGGGUUGGAUGCAGAAGAAGUCUUGGCCAGCAUGCCCAAGACAGACAAACAGAAGCGCCACGAGAAGAGGCUCAAAGACAUGGCCAGAGACGAGCGGAAGAAAGCCAGAAAAGCAAAGAAGCUGGGGGAAGCGGAAGCCGCCUUUGAAAUUGCACCCGCCAACGACGACGACAGCGAUGGCGAGGAAGAAGACCAGAAACUUAUGCAUCUCAGCGAGUCGCAAAAGAAAAAAGUAUUGGAAGCUCGAGAACUCAUCAAGGCUGGAAUGGGAAAAGCUACUGGUGACGGGGACAAGAAAGGUAUCGAAAUCGUGUCCGAAGCAGAUACGCAGAGUGCCUUGCCCAUCAUGGAUCAUCGCAAGUAUGACUCGGACCAUGAGGACUACGACAGUGACGACUAUGCGGAAACAUUGGCGCUUGGUACGAUGACACUUCGCCACAGUAAGAUGAAGGCCUUCGUGGAUGCUUCCUACAACCGAUAUGCGUGGAAUGAUCCAGAGGGACUACCCGAUUGGUUUGUGGAUGACGAGAACAAACACUACCGACCAAAGCUUCCGAUCCCACCAGCCUUGAUUGCAAAGAUCAAGGAGAAGCAGAUGGCCCUGUCGGAGAAGCCUAUCAAGAAAGUGGCUGAGGCGAGAGCUCGAAAGAGCAAGAGGGCCAAGGUGAAGCUUGCGGCUGCCAAAAAGAAGGCGGAAGCAGUAGCCAACAACUCGGACAUGUCAGAAGCCAUGAAACUGAAAGCAAUCAGCAAGGCACUGCGACAGCAAGAUACGAAGAAGCCAUCGAAGACCUAUGUGAUAGCCAAAAAGGGUCGAUCGUUAGGAGCCAAGGGUGUGAAGCUGGUUGACAAAAGGAUGAAGAACGACAAGAGAUCGAUGGAACGAGCAGUCAAGAAGGGCAAGAAAGGCAAGCAAAACAAAAUGACCGGGAGCAAAAUGCGCCGACACCACAAGUAG
Messenger RNA from Seminavis robusta, 3057 nucleotides. The record is from the annotation of a GenBank genome assembly. Lineage: Eukaryota; Bacillariophyta; Bacillariophyceae; Naviculales; Naviculaceae.